Molecule: messenger RNA, 2071 nt
Organism: Trypanosoma rangeli
Lineage: Eukaryota; Euglenozoa; Kinetoplastea; Trypanosomatida; Trypanosomatidae
Product: group II trans-sialidase superfamily
Exons: 1
Biological process (GO): ganglioside catabolic process; oligosaccharide catabolic process
Cellular component (GO): cytoplasm; membrane; intracellular membrane-bounded organelle
Molecular function (GO): exo-alpha-sialidase activity
Source: RefSeq, a predicted model, not a curated record
CGUGGAGCCGCCAGAGGGUAUCGAUCUUUUUGUGCCUCAUCGAACGAUUGUGGAGGCAAAAGGUGAAAAUUAUACAGUGAAUUAUUUUGUCUCACCUUCCCUCGUCAGUGCUGGUGGAGUGUUGGUUGCACUUGCCGAGGGUCACAGCGACUCUCAACACGCCCAUCAGGAAGAACCUCGGCCCAUUUAUGUUAAUGGUGUGAUGGGGUACAUUGACUAUGCGGAGAACUGGUCGUCUUUUGUCGCUAAGGUCCAUGCAAACAAAUGGAAGGCGUACAGCAUCUUUAACAUGACCACGCAAGAGGAGCAUAACAACCGUGUGAGAUAUGCGUACAAACCCACAACAAUUGCAAAGGGCAACAAGGUCUUCCUACUUGUGGGAAACUUUUAUCAGAAGUAUUAUCCUUUAUCGAAGAAGUGGACUAAAGUCUCACAGGGUCUUGGUUUGUUCGUGGGUGAGGCCACGCAAGAUAAAGUCAUCCAAUGGGGCGAACCCACCUUGCUUUUGCCACAGAUCGGCCUAUCUGCUAAACAACGUGGCCUAAAGGAAUUUCUAGGUGGUGGUGGCUCAGGCGUUGUGAUGGAGGAUGGCACGUUUGUGUUUCCUGUGACGGCGAGGAGGACAGGAGACAACGACUUUGUCUCCAUGAUCAUUUAUUCGAAGGACGACGGCAAAAAUUGGACGCUUCCACAUGGGAUGCUCCCCCCGCGGUGCACUGACCCCCUCAUCGUUGAGUGGGAGCGGGGGCAGCUUGUCAUGAUUGCCAAAUGCAAUUCGCUCUCCAAUGUGUUCGAGUCGAGGGACAUGGGGGCAACGUGGACGGUGGCUGUCAGGACACUCACACGCGUGCAUCCCAGGUUUUUACCAAACUCUUCGCGAACAGCUGAGGGAGUGGGGUCCCUCACCACUGCGACCAUUGCUGGAAAGAAGGUCAUGCUGUACACUCAGAAAGGGAUUCCCCCUGGGGAGAAGACGCGAGCCACCGCGCUCUACCUUUGGGUCACUGACAACAACCGCACGUUUCACGUUGGGCCCAUUUCCAUGGACACUGCAGAGAAGUGGACGUCUGAGCACGCUGUGCUAUACUCUAACAAUGCGUUGCACCUUUUACAACAGAGGAUCAGUACAACGACCAUAGGUCUCUUUCUUGCUCCCCUAACAAAGCAGCUGAAGACGAUCACAUCCGUCUUGGAGACUUGGGCAAAACUGGACUCCUUCCUCUCCAACUCGUCUGUGCCCACGGCCGGUCUGGUUGGAUUUUUGUCGGAUGCAUCUGGUGAAGGAACUUGGAACGACGCGUACCGUUGCGUGAAUGCAACUGUGACGAAUGCAAAGAAGGUCGAAGAUGGCUUUGAGUUCACGGGGUCCGAAUCAUACGCCAUGUGGCCCGUGAACAUGCGGAAGUAUCACAACAUGUACAGCUUUGUGGAUUAUGAGUUUACGCUUUUGGCGACGGUGAAGAUUCAUCAGGUUCCGAACGAGAGCAUUCCUCUGCUGGGUGCGGGCCUGGAGGACAAUGAAAACACAAAGUUUGUGGGGCUGUCGUACACCACAGAUAAGCGGUGGGUAACAGUCUUCAAUGGCACGACAACAACACACAACAGCACUUGGGAGCCGGGGAAGGAGUACAAAGUGGCGCUCAUGCUGCAGGACAACAAGGGCUCCGUGUACGUGGACGGCGUGCUUGUGGAGAGUUCCGACACACUACCAACCCGUGAGGCACGCAGGCAUGAUAUCACUCACUUUUACCUUGGUGGUGGCGAAAACAUCAGUGUGACAGUAAACAAUGUCUUUUUGUACAAUCACCCACUGAGUGAGAAGGAACUCAAAAAGGUUGACGAUUCCAAUGCUUCUGGGAAACAUGCAGGCGACAGCUCUGAUGCGUCUGAGCAACGUACGGGUAACAGCUUCGAUACCUCUUGGAAACGUGCAGGUGACAGCUCCGUUGCUUUCGACAACCUUACACGUGUGAGGCCCGAUUCAGGAAGGGGUGACGGCACGGUGCGUGGGUGUGUGUCUCUUCUGCUUCUGCUGCUAUUGGGGCUAUGGGGCUUUGCAGCCCUGUGCUGA